AUGGAUACCAAGGACAUUACCAACUCCGAAGAAUAUUUUGCCUUCGUUAAACAGAGUAAAGAAAAUGCAGAGCUAGCAGAACGUCGCAAGGGCGAAAAGCCUCGAGAUCAUCCCCCGCCCAGCUUACUUGUCCUACAAUUCACAAUGAAGCUUUAUCAAUCCGCUAGUAUGGGUGGCAUGAUGAACUACAAGCUCUACACGUCGCAAGUACCACCAUACUACCCCCCAUGUAUCCGUCCCCUACAGGAUCUCAAGCCUCUGAUGAUAUCAGAAAUGAUGCUUGAGAACCAUCAUCGGGGGAGCUAUGCUUUGGUCCACGUCUUGACGCCACCCGAUCGGAUGACUGCCGUUAUGGCCAUCGUUGAAGACGAGGAGGGUACCGCGAUCUUGCUUCAGCUCUACAACCAGCCCGAAGAAUCCAAGGUUGCCAAAGAACAUAUUCUAAAAGCUCAUGAUAUUUGUAUCAUUAAGGAACCUUUCUUCAAAGUUACCAACAGUGGCGCAUAUAGCUUGCGGGUCGAUCAUGUUAGCGACAUCAUCUGGCUCGAGGAUACGGACAAUCGCAUUCCUCUAGAAUGGAGGAAAAGGUUUAUAAGUCUAGACGAGAGCUCUGAGGACAUACGUAAGGAGGGAAAUGAGGCAGUUCAGAAAAAGGACUGGGCUAAGGCGGAGCAGCUGUAUACGAAUGCGAUACGCGCCGCCAGGACUGCUAAGGAGGAAAAGCUAGCUUAUCUUAACCGGUCUCUCACCAACCUCUACCUCGACCGGCCGGAGAAAGCACUCAGCGAUGCACAGAAGAGCAAUGUGGGCGAUGAUUCUCCAAUGGAAAAGGCCUUAUUUCGAGAGGCCAAGGCUCUCUACGCACUGGGGAAGUUUAGCUCUUGCUUGGAGAAGCUUUUGGCCGUCGUGCGUUCCAACCCCAAGAAUUCAGAUGCGUGGAACGAGAUUAAGCGAGUUAAGCAACGUCUCCGCGAGGAAGAAAAAGGAUCGUAUCAAUUCGGAAGCAUGCACAAGCAGGCUGAAGAUACUCCGCCUUUGAUUGACUGUGCAACAUAUGUUGGGCCAGUGGCCAUCCGUGAUUCGCCCGGUCGAGGUAAGGGUCUGUUCACCACGAAGGCAGUCAAGGCAGGGGAGCUUUUAUUAUGUGAGAAAGCUUUUGCGUACAGCUACGCUGGCGAUGAUAGCAAUACCGGCAUAUCGAACACGACUAUUUUGAUGAAUUGGCACACUAACACCAUGUCCAUGGGCGGCCAAGCAAACCUCAUCACCCAGAUUGUUCAGAAACUAUACCAUAACCCUGAUGGGACGAAGGUAUUCACUGAAUUGCAUCACGGUGACUAUACCCCUGUUGCGAUAUCUGAGGUCGACGGAGCUCCCGUGGUUGAUACAUUUCUCGUCGUGAAGACUAUUCAGAUGAACUCUUUUGGGACCCCACGCACCAGUUACAAGUCAACUAUGUUGCCCAUGGUCAAUCAAAAUAGUGAGCUAAAUGACAAGUCUACUGAAUAUACCACAUGCGGCAUCUGGCCCAUAGCAUCACGCAUCAACCAUUCCUGCAUCACCAACUGUUAUCGCACCUUCAUCGGCGACAUGCAAAUCAUACGGGCCAGCCAAGACUUAGAGGCGGGCACGGAGUUGCGCUUCAUGUACUGGUGCCCCAGGACAAACGAGACCUAUGAAGAAACCCAGAAGAAGCUCAAACGUAGCUGGGGGUUUGUCUGCGACUGCGCGCGGUGCCUUUACAAGAAGUCCACGCCUCAAAGUAUCACCAAGAAACGCCAGACUUUAUUCCUCUCCCUGAAGCCCUUAUUGAAGCGGGGGUUUUCGCCGGCACAACUGAGUCGAGCGAGGAAGAUAAUCGAAGACUUGGAGAAGACGUACACAGCCAAGCAGGAUGCGCCGCCGGUGGUGCGCUCCGAGUUGUCGGGGCCUUACUACGGGGCAGGCGCAGACCUGAUCUCAAGAGGUAAAUUUGCAGACGGCUUGGAGAUGAUUCUCAAGGGGCUAGAGACGCUCGGAUACGUCGUCGUAGCCCGCCCACCAAGAGACAUGGGGCCAGGGAAGAAGGCAGUGCUGGAGAUAAAGCGCUGGGGGGAAGCCAACGCAAAUACCGUAUGGGCACUCUUGAGUAUGAUGCAAGCUUACGAAGUUCUUGCCCCAGAGCUCUGCAAUACCGUCAAGGGAUAUGCCCACGUCAUCUAUAGAAUAUGCUGUGGUGAAAGCGAGACCAUUGGUAAAAUAUUUCCGGACCUUGCGUAG
Daldinia vernicosa is the source of this 2259-nucleotide messenger RNA. RefSeq lists its product as uncharacterized. Gene Ontology annotation, molecular function: protein binding. The record is from RefSeq and is a predicted model, not a curated record. Bases 1 to 2259 code for a protein of 752 amino acids. The transcript is spliced from 3 exons. Lineage: Eukaryota; Fungi; Ascomycota; Sordariomycetes; Xylariales; Hypoxylaceae.